Messenger RNA from Trifolium pratense (red clover), 864 nucleotides. Its product is annotated as probable WRKY transcription factor 50. The transcript is spliced from 3 exons. Gene Ontology annotation, biological process: regulation of DNA-templated transcription. Gene Ontology annotation, molecular function: sequence-specific DNA binding; DNA-binding transcription factor activity. Bases 58 to 546 code for a protein of 162 amino acids. Lineage: Eukaryota; Viridiplantae; Streptophyta; Magnoliopsida; Fabales; Fabaceae. The record is from RefSeq and is a predicted model, not a curated record.
UGCUGAUCAGUGUUUUAUAUAUAUAGUCUAAACUCUAAACCAUAAUCAUAUUUUUUCAUGAGUUGUUGCACUAACAAAAUGACAGAGAGAAAUCCAAUAGCAGCAAAUUCAUCAUCACCUGACAGUGAUUUUAGCAACCAAUGGUGUUUGGAACUCUCCGACUACAUGAAUUUAGAUGAUCACAACCAAUGGUUACAAAUUGAUCCUACAAUUGAACAGUCUUUUGUUUAUCAGGCUAAUGAAGCAGGUGGCAGCCACAUUAAUGAAGGAUCUUCUAGUUCUACUAGAGAUACUAAUACCACUACUAUGAGUGUUAAAGAGAGAGUUGCAUUCAAAACAAAGUCAGAGAUUGAAGUACUUGAUGAUGGUUAUAGAUGGAGGAAAUAUGGAAAGAAAAUGGUCAAGAAUAGCCCCAAUCCAAGGAACUAUUAUAGGUGUUCAGUAGAGGGAUGUCCUGUUAAAAAGAGAGUUGAAAGAGAUAAAGAUGAUAUAAAGUAUGUGAUAACAACCUAUGAAGGCAUGCACACCCACCCAAAUUCUUGCUAGCUCCAAUAUUAUAUGUGAAAGUUUUGAUAGUACGAUGAUAUGAUGCCCAUGGUGCUGCAUGUGCUCUUAUGAAUGUUACUAUGUAUUUCAAUUUUCAACAUGAUAUUGGAUGUAAAUGUCCAACAAUGCUUGUGUUGGCAUAGUAACUGCUGAUGUACAAUUUACCUUAAAAAGGGGGGUUUGAAUAAGAAUAUGCAGCAAAUAUAUCAAUUCCUUUUGAUGGAAGAGAACCACCAACCUUAUUUAGGAUUUACAACAGAAUUUAUGUAUAAUCUACUUUCUUCUUUUAUUUUAAUGGUAAAUUGUUAGUUGUUAGGA